AUGGAGUCAAGAGCCUUCAUUCUGCUGAUGCUCUGCUGUUGUAUGAAUUUCUGCAACCUUUCUCCACUCAUUCGUCCCAGCAAUGGACUCAAUGAGUGUCAUAAAAACUCAAAUUUGGUUGCCCUGGAGGUUCUACCAGGUGGAGGUUGGGAUAACCUGCGCAACAUAGACAUGGGUCGAGUGAUGAAUCUGAGCUAUUCCCAGUGUCAGACCACAGAAGAUGGAGUCUAUCUCAUUCCAGAUGAAGUCUUUGUUAUUCCACAGAAAGAAAACACAGUGGAAACAAACUCUGAGAUGAUCAUGUCAUGGCUAGACCAGAAAAGCUCAACUUCAAGCUCCAUUAAUGCUGAUGUUUCCUUCUUCUCGUGGCUCAAUGGAAAAUUCUCCAGAGAACAUCAGCGUAUAAAAACCCACCAAGUUAAAGAGAGUUCUGUAACAUCACGAGUUCAAGUACGUAAUCGUCUCUACACGGUAAAGGCGUAUCCUAAUUUCCCUUUGGACUCCCGCUUUGCUCAACAAGUAGAGGAAAUUGCAGAUGCUAUUACAAACGAUCAAACACGUUUAGCAACUUACCUGUCAGAGAAACUCAUACUUGAUUACGGCACUCAUGUCAUCACAAGUGUUGAAGCUGGUGCCAGUUUGGUGCAAGAGGAUUAUUUAAAAAUGUCUUAUAUCCUGAAGAAUCAGUUAGACUUGUCUUCCGUUUCUGCAUCAGCCGGCUUUAACUUCUUUGACAAAGUUAAAUUAGAUCCUAGCUACAAUGGAGGUCAAAAAACCUCUCUAAACAGCAGUUAUCAGGGUAACAUCACAUACUCUUUAAUUCAGAGCCAUGGAGGAGCUUUAUUCUACCCAGGCAUGACUCUGCAGAAGUGGCAGGAAAGUACGCUCAAUAAUCUGGUGGCAAUUGACCGUUCUGGGCUGCCGCUGCACUAUUUUCUUAAUCCAUCAACAUUUCCAGACAUCUCAGAGGCUCUAGUACGCAAGUUAGCCUUGUCUGUUUCUCAGGCCGCAGAGCAAUACUAUAAAGUGAACACCAUUCCCGGUUGUGUAAAUGUAGAUUCCAAAAACUUCAACUUCCAGGCAAAUGUAGAUGAUGUCUCAUGUGAGGGUCCGAUCACCAAUCUUAGCUUUGGUGGCAUGUACCAACAAUGCACUCCAUUGACAAUAGAUGGAAGCACCAUCUGUGAUGAAAUGGCACAGAAAAACCCAGCCACCGGUGGUUAUUCUUGCUCUCAGAAGUACAACACCACCCUAUUACGUUCAGAGAUAAUAGAGAGAGGUUAUACUCGUUACGAAUGCCAAGACAACUGCCGUUCCUGUGGAUUCUUAGGGUGGUCUACUUGUUGUUCCCAAACAUGUAACAAUGUUAACUACAUCCGCCGUGCUAAAGUGGACACUCUCUGGUGUUACUCCACUCAGAAAAUUCCUGAGUAUUCUGGAUAUAUUUUUGGAGGUCUGUAUGGACCAUCGAUGCAAAAUCCAUUUACCAGAUCUUAUACGUGUCCUCCAAAUUUCUUUGUCCAACCAAUUCUAUCUAGAGCAAUAAUGGUUUGUUUGAGCAAUGAUUAUGUCAAAGCAACAAAAUCAGCUGUGCCUUUUGGUGGCUUCUUCAGCUGUCAAUCUGGCAACCCCCUCUCAAAUGGUGAAUCUCGUUGUCCGCCUCAGUUCAGUCAACAUCUCGCUGCAAUCAGUGAUGGUUGUCAGGUGUUGUACUGUGUUCAGUCUGGUGUAUUCAGUGGUGGUCAGUUAAAACCGGUCCUCCUUCCACCAUAUACAAGCCCACCACUGGUUGGUAUGACUGUGACAAACUCUGUGGUUGUAAUGACAGAUCUUAAUGGUUCUUUGGUGGGAGUUGGACAAUCAAGAAUGUGGCAACCGGCAAAUCCUGUUGAAAUUAAUCAAAUGUUUGUGCGGUCUGGAGGGAAAAAUGCUGGUGUAACUUAUGGCCUGAUACUCCUGAUUGCUCUUUUGGUGUCAGGAUCAGUUGUUUUCACAACCUGA
Danio rerio (zebrafish) is the source of this 2001-nucleotide messenger RNA. It is a transcript of the gene mpeg1.3, whose product is annotated as macrophage expressed 1, tandem duplicate 3. Gene Ontology annotation, cellular component: phagocytic vesicle membrane. The record is from RefSeq and is marked provisional. Lineage: Eukaryota; Metazoa; Chordata; Actinopteri; Cypriniformes; Danionidae.